UGAAAAAUCAGGGCAAUGCUUAAUGCCUUGGGACACACAUGAGUUUUUCUUGGUGACAUUACAGUCGGAGCAACAAAUGUCUCCCAGUUACACCUCCAGUGUGAAGACUUCCCACUUAAACCCCCAAUGUCUCCCAGUUAAGGCUCAUGUGCCAAAGGCUGUGGGGGUUGACAGUCGCCAUGUUAAAUAACAGUCAGGCCAGCUGGUGACUCCCACUGCACUGCAUGUAAAUGGUCCUGGGUAGCCUCUCAGACAGGCCAGGGGUACUUGGUGCAAACUCAUCUCCAUUACACUUUGGACAGAGUGGCAGAGCAGUUGGCACCAUUAAGACUCGUACUGCUGCCUCAGCUCUUCUAACACACUGAUCUGCCUCCCAUUCCAGAUCCAGCCAGCGAUGCACGUCCCACUCGCCUGAGCCAAUUGGAAGAGGAUGACCAGCUGGAUCUCCUGCAACAGGUGGAGCUGGCCAGGACCACCUUGAUGUCCCAGUGGAAAGCGAGAACCGUACAGGCCUGGCUUGAGGUGAUCAUAGCGAUGCCCAUGUAUGUGCGUUCCUGUGCCAAGAACGUCAAGAGUGGAAAGGUGCUGCUUGGGCUGACCGACGAGGACCUGGAGUUCGGUCUUGGCAUCUGCAACACCCUGCACCGCCGGAAGCUGCAGCUGGCCAUCGAGGACUACCAGCUUGCGGAGAGCAGCCAAAGGUUGUCCAAUGCAGCAGAUCUGGAUCACCACUGGGUGGCUAAAGCGUGGCUCUGUGACAUCGGUCUGCCUCAAUACUCACAAAACUUCCUGAAGCACCUGGUGGACGGCCGAGUCCUCCGCUCACUGACCCGCCGGGACCUCGAGAAGCACUUGAGCAUCACCAAGAAAUUCCAUCAGGUCAGCAUCCUCCUGGGAAUCGAGCUGCUCAGCCAGGCGCACUGUGACAAGGAGGUGCUGAUUGAGAGGCGGAGCCAAUGUGAAAAUGUCAAUCGCGAUCCCAUUGUCUGGACGAACCAGCGCAUGAUGAAGUGGAUCAGAGACAUAGACCUCAAGGAGUACGCUGAUAACCUGGAGUUCAGUGGUGUGCACGGUGCAGUGCUGGUGCUGGAGCCCGCAUUCAACGCUGAGGCCUUGGCGUCUGCCCUUCACAUUCCCAGCCAUCGGCAUAUCCUCCGUAGACACCUCUCUGAGGAGUUGAAGGUGCUCAUCACAUCCAACAGAGAAAGCUUCCCAGCAGACCAGGACAGACAAGGCUUGGGUGGGCCCACCUCUUGGCCAGGAGUCAGACAUACAGAGGAGGAGCGGGCCGUAAAGUGCAGAGAGGGGAAGCCACCUGUAGAACGUUCAUCCAGAGUGUUCACAGACAAAGACCUCGGGUUUCAUGGGAAUCGCAGCUCGCUGCCGCAUGACAGCAAUAAUGGCAAGACGGGCAGACCACAUGGGAGCAGCAUGGAUAGCCUUGCCAGUUCACGGGUUACUAAUGUUUGAUGUGUCACUUCAGACAUCUUUGCAAUUCACACUGGGAUAUGGAGGAGCAGACAGUUAACAGGCCACAGGUUUGUUCCUAACUGCUGCUGCUGCUCCCAGGAGAGUGUGGGACAUCCAAGUGAGCUCCUGUCAGCCAGCACAGUGCACACAUGUUUGAAGAGUAACGGCUCUGUAGGGCUGAACAGGGCACUCGACUGGCGCUGCCCACCGCAGAAAGGGAAGU
Molecule: messenger RNA, 1693 nt
Organism: Erpetoichthys calabaricus (reedfish)
Lineage: Eukaryota; Metazoa; Chordata; Cladistia; Polypteriformes; Polypteridae
Product: kazrin-like
Exons: 7
Coding region: 481-1470 (329 amino acids)
Molecular function (GO): protein binding
Source: RefSeq, a predicted model, not a curated record